Colletotrichum higginsianum IMI 349063 is the source of this 2559-nucleotide messenger RNA. Its product is annotated as Beta-glucosidase. Gene Ontology annotation, molecular function: beta-glucosidase activity. Gene Ontology annotation, biological process: glucan catabolic process. The transcript has 5 exons. Lineage: Eukaryota; Fungi; Ascomycota; Sordariomycetes; Glomerellales; Glomerellaceae. Bases 1 to 2559 code for a protein of 852 amino acids. The record is from RefSeq and is a predicted model, not a curated record.
AUGACAAAGGUCCCGGAUCUCAAGAUGACUACCGACACCACCCCCCCUCUCGACGUUGAAGCGUUGAUCAAGCAGCUUAGCUGGGACGAAAAGAUUGAGCUGCUCGCCGGCCAGGGCUCCUUCCGGACUACCGGCCUUCCGCACCGUGGCAUUCCCGACCUUGUUACCUCAGACGGGCCUCAUGGAAUUCGUGGCCGUCGAUCAUUUGCUCGGAACCCAAGCCCCAUGUUGCCGUCCGCGACCGGCAUGGGAGCAACAUUCAACGCCGAGUUGCUGCACAAAGUCGGGAACCUCCUCGGCGAAGAAGCGAGGGCGAGAGGGGUGCACGUUCUGCUCGCGCCCACCAUCUGCCUCCAACGUUCGCCGCUGUUCGGUCGAGGAUUUGAAGCCUUCGCCGAGGACCCUUAUCUCAGCGGCAUCCUGGGGGCAGCCUACAUCAACGGCGUCCAAGAAAGAGGAGUCGCGACCAGCGUCAAGCACUACGCGGCGCACGACCAGUCCGAUAACUCCAUCGAAGACAACGUCUGCAUGACGCAGCGGACGUUGCGGGAGGUCCAUCUCAUGCCGUUCCAGCUCGUCAUGCGCGACUCGGACCCCUGGACUUUCAUGACUUCGUACAACAAAAUCAACGGGGUCCACGUCAGCGAGGACCCUUUGCUUCUGAAGCAGGUUCUGCGGGAGGAAUGGGGGUUCAAGGGGCUCGUCAUGAGCGAUUGGUUCGGAACAUACAGCACCUCGGAAGCUCUGAAUGCAGGUCUGGACUUGGAGAUGCCCGGGCCGACGCAGUGGAGGGGUAAGUGUCUGAGUCUGGCGGUCAACAGUCGAAAGGUCUCGCGGGCAGCAAUCGACGAUGCCGUGAGGAAUGUCCUCAACCUUGUCAACAAGGUGACCGACACGAAACCGGCGGGCCACUUCUCUGCUUCGAACACGCCUGAGCAACAGCGCCUGAUUCGCACGCUGGUCUCGGAAAGCAUUGUGCUGCUGAAGAACGACCGCAAAGUGCUCCCCAUCAAGAAGACGGGGGAAACAAGGAUCGGUUUGAUCGGAGACCACAUCAAGAACCCCGCUCUGAGCGGUGGCGGAAGUGCGGAAGUCGAACCGUACUACUCCGUGACGCCGUUCGACGCCAUCGUUGAGGAGGUUGGCAAGGAACACGUCUCGUAUGCUCUCGGAUGCCAUUCUUUCAGGUUCAGCCCGUUGCUGAAGAACCUUGCACCCAAAAGGCCGCAGCAUCAAGGCUUCGGGUGGUCCGUCGAGGUCUUUGGAGAAAACCCGGACGAAAACCCCGGUUCUGAAGUCCUGGCAUCGGCCCAUGCGCAAAAGGAAUUGAUCGAUAUCCCGGAAAGUUUCCACGCCUCGCUGCCGAAGAAGUUCUACGCUCGAGCUCGCGCAACCUACACGCCUUCCACCUCGGGCCCCUUUCGAUUCGGGUUCAGCACUUCGGGGAAAGGAAAGCUGAGGAUCAACGGAGAGGAAGUCGUCGACUUGUGGACCGAUCAGCCGGCCAAGACAGGGCCCACGCCCUGCUUCAACCGGCUUUCCAUGGAGAGGUUCUGCGAAACAACAGUCACCGAAGGGCAACCCAUCGACCUGGAAGUCGUUCAAGUCAACGAGGAUCUUUCUGGAGGCGUCGGUACCGCAUUGACUCUCGCAGGACGUGUCGGUGGUUUCGAGGUCAUCGACGAAGACAUUGCCAUCAAGGAAGCGGCAGAUCUGGCAAAGUCCGUCGACGUCGCAAUUGUUGUUGCUGGCCUUUCCUCCGAUUUCGAAUACGAAGGGGCAGACCGUAAACAUCUCAGGCUUCCCGGCCGCGUUGACGAUCUGAUACAAGCCGUGCUCGAGGCGAACCCGGACGCUGUAAUCGUAACCCAGUCUGGAUGUCCGAUCGAGAUGCCAUGGGAACCCAAGGCGGCCACGCUGGUUCACGCUUGGUUUGGUGGCCAGGAAACAGGCCAUGGUCUCGCUGACGUUCUCUUCGGCAAUGCCAACCCAUCCGGCAGACUCUCACAGACCUUCCCGAGGUCCAUCAAACAUACACCUGCGUACCUGACAUUUUCCAAGUCCGACUACGACAUCGUGUACGGCGAGGGAGUGUUCAUCGGCCAUCGGUAUUACGAGUCGGUCGACAGAGAUCCGCUCUUCUACUUCGGGCAGGGUCUGUCCUACUCGACGUUCGAGUACUCCAACCUCCGGGUACCCGAAACCUUCGAGCCAUCCGCAGAGCACAAGAUGAUCAUCUCGGUCGACGUGACGAACACCGGCCCCUACGACGGCGCCGAGGUCGUCCAAGUCUACAUCCACGACCCGGAGAGCACUCUUUUGCGGCCUGUGCGCGAGCUGAAGGCCUUUGCGAAGACGUUACUCGCCGUCAACCAGAGCAAGACGGUUGAAAUGACCCUUGACAAGUAUUCUCUCUCGUACUGGUCCCAGGAGAACUCCAAAUGGGUUGCGGAGGCCGGGGAGUACUUCGUCAUUGUGGCUUCAAGCUCCCGGCCAGGGGAUGAGAUCUCACGCGCUCGCUUCAACCUCCCGGAGACAUUCUUCUGGGAAGGCGUUUGA